CCUGUUUGCUGCCUGCGUAUUGAAAUGUUGUGGCUGGGGAACGGUCACAAGCAAGCCGGUGUUCUGCGGAAAGAACGUUUUCCCUUGGUCUUAAAACUAAAAACGCUCUGGGAGUACUCCGUAGGGAAGUCUUACUUUGGGGCUGGAACGAACUCUCAGGCUCAUACUUGAAGUAGCCCUGCAUUUUGGGGUCGCUUUCCUGAGGGCUGGCAGAAGAGGAGGGCUUUUUCUGCCCGCCCUGCGCUGUACCUGCCACUGGAGCUGAGGUGUUGACAACAGUGAGUACAUGAGGAAUGGGGACUUCUUACCCACUCGCCUGCAAGCCCAGCAAGAUGCUGUCAACAUCGUGUGCCACUCGAAGACCCGCAGCAACCCUGAGAACAACGUGGGGCUCAUCACCUUAGCCAAUAACUGUGAAGUGUUGACCACGCUCACUCCAGACACAGGACGGAUUCUUUCCAAGCUACACACGGUGCAACCCAAAGGGAAAAUUACCUUUUGCACAGGGAUCAGAGUUGCUCACCUGGCUCUGAAGCAUCGUCAGGGCAAGAAUCACAAGAUGCGGAUCAUUGCCUUUGUUGGGAGCCCUGUAGAAGAUAACGAGAAAGAUCUGGUGAAGCUGGCGAAGCGUCUUAAGAAAGAGAAAGUCAACGUGGACAUCAUCAAUUUUGGAGAAGAGGAAGCCAACACAGACAAGCUGACGGCCUUCAUCAACACCUUGAACGGCAAGGAUGGCACCGGCUCCCACCUGGUGACGGUGCCGCCGGGGCCCAGCCUGGCCGACGCCCUCAUCAGCUCCCCGAUCCUGGCCGGGGAGGGAGGCGCCAUGCUGGGCCUCGGCGCCAGCGACUUCGAGUUUGGCGUGGACCCGAGCGCGGACCCGGAGCUGGCUCUGGCUCUGCGUGUCUCCAUGGAGGAGCAGAGGCAGCGGCAAGAGGAGGAGGCCAGGAGGGCUGCGGCCGCUUCUGCAGCCGAAGCUGGGAUCGCAGCCACCGGUGGGGAUGAUUCGGACGACGCCCUGCUGAAGAUGACGAUAACCCAGCAGGAGUUCGGCCGCGCCGGGCUGCCCGACCUCAGCAGCAUGACGGAGGAGGAGCAGAUCGCCUACGCCAUGCAGAUGUCGCUGCAGGGGGCAGAGUUCGCGCAGGCGGAGGCGGCGGAGGCGGACGGCGGCGCGGCCAUGGACACCUCGGAGCCCCCCAAGGAGGAGGACGACUACGACGUGAUGCAGGACCCCGAGUUCCUGCAGAGCGUCCUGGAGAACCUCCCGGGCGUGGACCCCAACAACGAGGCGAUCCGCAACGCCAUGGGCUCGCUGGCCUCGCAGGCCGCCAAGGACGGCAAGGAGAAGAAGGAGGAGGACCGGAAGUGACGGCGCCGCCCCGCGCCCGCCCCCCGCGCGCCGCGCCAAUAAAGGGCCGAUCCCA
This is a messenger RNA of Cygnus atratus (black swan), 1427 nucleotides long. It is a transcript of the gene PSMD4, whose product is annotated as proteasome 26S subunit ubiquitin receptor, non-ATPase 4. The record is from RefSeq and is a predicted model, not a curated record. NCBI's taxonomy places the organism in Eukaryota, Metazoa, Chordata, Aves, Anseriformes, Anatidae. Gene Ontology annotation, molecular function: polyubiquitin modification-dependent protein binding. Bases 287 to 1372 code for a protein of 361 amino acids. The transcript is spliced from 10 exons. Gene Ontology annotation, biological process: proteasome-mediated ubiquitin-dependent protein catabolic process. Gene Ontology annotation, cellular component: proteasome regulatory particle, base subcomplex; cytosol; nucleus.